Messenger RNA from Neltuma alba, 2872 nucleotides. RefSeq names its product probable LRR receptor-like serine/threonine-protein kinase At4g29180. Bases 98 to 2773 code for a protein of 891 amino acids. NCBI's taxonomy places the organism in Eukaryota, Viridiplantae, Streptophyta, Magnoliopsida, Fabales, Fabaceae. Gene Ontology annotation, biological process: protein phosphorylation. Gene Ontology annotation, molecular function: ATP binding; protein binding; protein kinase activity. The record is from RefSeq and is a predicted model, not a curated record. The transcript has 12 exons.
UGAGUUUUUGACUUUUCGCUAACGCUGGCUGGAUUUGACAAUGUAGCUAUAACUUUCUUGAUUCACCAGCGUAAUCCUUCAAUUCGUUUGAUUGAAGAUGUUAAUUUCAAAGAGACUCUUCGUCUUCCUCAUGCUCUAUCUUGCUCUUACAAUUUUAGCUCACGGACAGCAACAAAGAGGUUUUGUAAGCAUUGAUUGUGGCGGUCCAGAGAAUUUUGAAUAUACGGAUGAUACCACUAAGAUAAAGUAUGGCACAGAUGGAGCUUAUAUUAACAAAGGGGUCAACAGAAAUGUUUCCUCUGAAUAUAACUACCCAAAAGUUCCAAAUCUGCCACAACCGCUUUCAGAUCUCAGAAGUUUUCCUGAGGGUGAGAGGAAUUGUUACAAAAUAAAAUCUCCAAUAAGAAACAGUUUGCAUUUGAUAAGGGCUUCUUUCUUGUAUGGAAACUAUGAUGGAGAGAACAAACUUCCAGAAUUUGAUCUCUAUGUGGAUGUGAAUUUCUGGUCCUCAGUAACAUUCAGAAAUGCUUCAGAGCAACUCGUAAUGGAAAUCAUCAGCUUGAAAGUAUCAGAGGAUAUCAAUGUUUGUCUUGUGAACAAAGGAUUGGGAAUUCCUUUCAUCUCAGCUUUGGAACUAAGACCAAUUAUUCAGGGCUCUAUUUAUACUACUGAGUUUGGUUCAUCUGCUUCACUUUUACUCUUCAAAAGAUGGGACAUUGCAUCUCUCAAUGAAAGUGGAAGAUAUGAAGACGAUAAUUAUGAUAGGAUUUGGUCUCCUUACGGUUCAUCUUCCUGGGAGACUUUGGAAACUUCUUCAGCCAUCAAUGGUAAUAACAGUGGCUAUAAUGCGCCAUUUGAAGUCAUUAGGACUGCUGCUAGACCUAAGAAUGAGAGUGCUCCUUUGGAAUUCUCCUGGAAACCGAAUGAUCCAAACUCUAAAUUUUAUGUUUACUUGUACUUUGCUGAAGUUGAGAAGCUUCAGAAAAAGCAACUGAGGAAAUUCAAUAUAUCCUGGAAUGGAACUCCAUUAUUUGGACCCUUUGUCCCUAGUUACUUACAGGCAACCACUGUGUCAAAUUCGAAAUCCUUAGUGGGAAAUAAACAUCAAAUUUCAAUUUCUAGAACAGGAGACUCAGCCUUACCACCCAUCCUCAAUGCAGUUGAGAUUUAUGUGGUAAGACAGCUAGAUGCAAUACCAACUUUUGAGCAAGAAGUUGAUGCUAUCAUGAAUGUCAAAGCAACAUAUGUUAUUCAAAGAAAUUGGGUAGGUGAUCCUUGUGAGCCAAAGGACUACAGUUGGGAUGGCUUGGAAUGUAACUACAGUAACUCGCUUCCUCCCCGAAUCAUAUCACUGAAUUUGAGCUCAAGCAGUUUGAGUGGGGUAAUAGCUUCUGCAAUUUCCAAUCUCUUGUCACUGGAAUCACUGGAUUUAUCAAACAAUAGCUUGACUGGAUCAAUACCUCAGUUUCUGGAAGACUUCAAAUCUCUUAAAGUUCUGAACUUGAAAGGCAAUCAUCUGUCAGGUUCGGUCCCCGGUCAUCUUCUGGAAAGAUCAAGAGCUGGGUUACUUACACUGAGUUUGGAUGACCAAAAUAUUUGUGGUUCAAGUACGUGCAAAAAGAAGAAGAAUAUUGCUGUUCCCAUAGCCGUUUCUAUAUCAUCAGUUCUCGUUCUGUUGAUUGCAUUUGCUCUUAUCUGGAAAUUAAGAAGGAAAAAGCCAUCAGAUAAGGAGAUAGAAAAGGCCAACAAAGGUGGAAGAACUGUAGCAUCAAAAAAGUGGCAAUAUAGCUAUGAGGAGGUUUUGGAAAUCACCAACAACUUUGAAAUGGCAAUUGGAAAAGGGGGAUUUGGAAUAGUGUACCGUGGUGAGUUGAAAGAUAGGAACCAAGUUGCAGUGAAAAUGCUUUCUCCAUCAUCAUCUCAGGGGCCAAAGGAAUUUCAAACUGAGGCUGAGCUGUUGAUGACAGUUCAUCAUAGAAAUUUGGUAUCCUUCAUUGGUUACUGUGAUGAUGAUAACAAGAUGGCACUCAUUUAUGAGUACAUGGCUAAUGGCAACCUGAAAAAUUAUCUCUCAGUUGACGCAGAUAAAAACUCAAAUACUUUGACUUGGCAAAAAAGACUUGAGAUAGCAAUUGAUGCGGCACAAGGAUUGGAAUAUCUACACCAUGGAUGCAAGCCACCUAUAAUACACAGAGAUGUGAAGACAGCCAACAUUCUAUUAAAUGAAAACUUGGAAGCUAAGAUAGCUGAUUUUGGCCUCUCCAAGGUGUUUAAGAAUGAUAACACUAACGCUAAUGCAGAGUCUGAAGUCAUGGGCACCACAGGCUACCUUGAUCCAGAGUACUACAAGUUACGAAACUUGAAUGAGAAAAGUGAUAUUUAUAGUUUUGGAAUAGUUAUUCUAGAGCUAGUAACAGGUCAACCAGCAGUGAUAAAAGGUGAAGAACUGGUUCACAUAACUGCAUGGGUAACAUACGAACUUAAAAGAGGGGAUUUUAGCAGAAUUGUGGAUCCAAGACUUGAAGGCCAAUUCAAUGCAGGCUCUGUGCAAAAGGCUUUUGAAAUAGCAAUGGCAUGUAGUUCAUCACCCUCCAUUCACAGACCCACCUUGAAUUUUGUGGUACAAGAGCUGAAAAAGUGUUUGGAAAUGGAGUUGCCUUCUCAAAGUGACAGAUUCGAGGUGGUACCAAGACAGAUUUCUUGCGAGAUAUAUAGUUCGUCUGAGCCUUAUUCCUAUGAUACUGAUUCUAUCACUUCUCCUUUUGCUAGAUAAUUGUACAGUUGAAGAUUUUUCUUUAUAGUAUAAUUCUAAAAAUGCAUGCAUAAUAUAUUAGCCAUUUACCCGGGUAUAUGGUUAUCUUUCUUCUAAUAA